Nipponia nippon (crested ibis) is the source of this 1439-nucleotide messenger RNA. The record is from RefSeq and is a predicted model, not a curated record. Lineage: Eukaryota; Metazoa; Chordata; Aves; Pelecaniformes; Threskiornithidae.
AUGGCAUUGUGUAAUGAGCGAAAAAACAAUGAGCAACCACCCAACGAGCUGAACUGCACCGGUACUUUUGGGCGUGUUCAUCUGGUGAAGGAAAAAAUGGCCAAACGUUACUUUGCACUGAAAGUAAUGAGCAUUCCUGAUGUCAUUCGACUGAAGCAAGAGCAACAUGUGCAUAAUGAGAAGUCAGUCUUGAAAGAGGUCAACCACCCAUUUUUGAUCAGAUUAUUUUGGACCAACCAUGAUGAACGUUUUUUAUACAUGUUAAUGGAAUAUGUGCCAGGAGGAGAACUUUUUAGUUACCUGCGCAACAUGGGGCGUUUCAACAACAGCACAGGACUGUUUUACUCAACAGAAAUUAUUUGUGCAAUAGAAUACCUGCACUCCAAAGAAAUAGUUUACAGAGACUUAAAACCUGAAAAUAUAUUACUAGACAAAGAAGGACAUAUCAAGCUUACUGAUUUUGGAUUUGCUAAAAAGCUGGUGGAUAGGACAUGGACGCUCUGUGGCACCCCGGAGUACCUUGCACCAGAAGUUAUACAAAGCAAAGGCCAUGGAAGAGCUGUGGAUUGGUGGGCCCUGGGAAUUCUUAUAUUUGAGAUGUUGUCAGGGUUUCCUCCAUUUUUUGAUGACAAUCCAUUUGGUAUAUAUCAGAAGAUUCUUGCUGGCAAAAUAGAUUUCCCGAGGCAUUUGGAUUUAUACGUAAAAGACCUUAUUAAGAAGCUGCUUGUGGUUGACAGGACAAGACGAUUAGGAAAUAUGAAGAAUGGAGCGGAUGAUGUGAAGAGACAUCGAUGGUUCAGGUCUAUAGAUUGGGACGCUGUACCUCAAAGGAGACUAAAGCCUCCCAUAGUACCGAAAGUAUCCAAUGAUGGGGAUACUUCCAAUUUUGAAGCUUACCCUGAAGAUGACUGGAACAAGACGCCUCCGGUACCCCCUAAAGAUCUAGAAAUUUUCAAGAACUUCUGAAUGCAACAUCUACUCCGGGUGAGAAACUGGAAGGAAAUUCAAGUGCUGAGAGCAAGUCUGAAGAAAAAUGGAGUUCAUACAUAAAUGAAGACUUUCUUUGUGGAUAAGAAUGAUACUGCAUUCAGAUAUGUGUAUUAGUAUAUGGUAAAUAUCUAAAGAGUUGGAGGCAGGCAAGAAUAAUUUUUUGCUGUAAACAUUUGACAUUAGUUUAGUAAAUUGUAAUAUUGAUAGUCUACUCUGAAGUAGACUCACUAAAAUGGUAUAUUUUGGGAUUAUUUUUUUUUUUUUUUUAACUUAUGGUUUAGUUAAGUUUCCUGCUAUUCCCAGAUCCUUUUUGCAUAGUUAACUCAUAGACUUAAUUUUAUAAGUUUAUACUAAACUUGUGUAAUUAAAAGCACAAAUUAGUAUAUAUGUAUAUAAUGAAAACAAUACAACUAAAGCACAGGAACUGUGCAAAGAUGUAAAUUUUUGUA